Molecule: messenger RNA, 1833 nt
Organism: Abrus precatorius (Indian licorice)
Lineage: Eukaryota; Viridiplantae; Streptophyta; Magnoliopsida; Fabales; Fabaceae
Product: ATP sulfurylase 2
Exons: 5
Coding region: 155-1615 (486 amino acids)
Biological process (GO): sulfate assimilation
Molecular function (GO): sulfate adenylyltransferase (ATP) activity; adenylylsulfate kinase activity
Source: RefSeq, a predicted model, not a curated record
AGUUGUGGUUGUUGUGAAACAACAGUGUACCAUACUCUUGUUCUUUUGUUUCUCACUUUCCCACGUUACACGCCUUUGUUAAGCACUCUCUUUCUUCUCUUCACAAAAAAUCACUUCUUUCUCUCUCCAAUAACGUCCCAUUUCCCACUAUAGCAUGUCUCUAACCAUCAAACUACACCUUGCUUCUCACCUCAACCUCAACAACAACCAUGCAAACAAGGACAAGUUAAGCCACAACAACACUUGUUUAAACUACAACAAGAUUCGUCCUAAACCCAUUUACGCCACCAACCCAUUAAUCAUCACCACGUGUAAAGUGAAGCCAAGAGUGCAGUGUGGUUCUUCUUGUGGUAACAUGGUGAUCAAGAGUUCCUUGAUUGAGCCUGAUGGAGGGGCAUUGGUGGAUCUUGUGGUGCCAAAGAGUCUGAGUGGUUCUAAGACACUGGAGGCUGAGUCACUGCCCACGGUGCAGCUCACGAGGAUUGAUCUUGAGUGGGUGCAUGUUAUAGGGGAAGGUUGGGCUAGUCCCUUGAAGGGGUUCAUGAGGGAGGAUGAGUAUCUGCAGAGUUUGCAUUUCAAUUCCCUUAGGAUGAAGGAUGGUUCUGUGGCGAACAUGUCACUUCCCAUUGUGUUGGCCAUUGAUGAUGAGGCUAAAGAGAGAAUUGGGUCAUCUUUACAUGUGGGGUUGCUUGGCCCUGAUGGGGAUCGUGUUGCUAUUCUUCGAAGUAUUGAAAUUUACAAGCAUAACAAGGAAGAAAGAAUAGCUAGAACUUGGGGUACAACUGCUCCAGGAUUGCCAUAUGUUGAGGAAGUGAUUACUCCAGCUGGAAAUUGGCUUAUUGGAGGAGAUUUGGAAGUUCUAAAACCUAUCAAAUAUAAUGAUGGUCUUGAUAACUACAGACUCUCUCCCAAACAACUUCGUGAAGAAUUUGACAAACGUGAAGCAGAUGCAGUUUUUGCAUUUCAGUUAAGAAACCCUGUGCAUAAUGGUCAUGCCUUAUUAAUGAAUGAUACUCGUAAGCGCUUAUUGGAAAUGGGCUACAAAAAUCCAAUUUUAUUGCUUCAUCCUCUUGGAGGUUUCACCAAGGCUGAUGAUGUUCCCUUGGAUGUCAGGAUGGAGCAACAUAGCAAGGUCCUAGAAGAUGGAGUUCUUGAUCCUGAGACUACCAUAGUUGCAAUUUUUCCAUCACCAAUGCAUUAUGCAGGUCCUACUGAAGUACAGUGGCAUGCCAAGGCACGGAUAAACGCAGGUGCCAACUUCUAUAUUGUUGGUCGCGAUCCUGCUGGUAUGGGCCACCCAACUGAGAAAAGGGAUUUGUAUGACCCUGAUCAUGGGAAAAAGGUGCUCAGCAUGGCUCCUGGUCUGGAGAAGCUUAACAUUUUGCCAUUUAGGGUGGCAGCUUAUGACACUAAGGAAAGUAAGAUGGCAUUUUUUGAUCCAACCCGUGCUAAAGAUUUCCUUUUUAUAUCUGGAACCAAGAUGCGGGCUUAUGCAAGAAGUGGGGAGAAUCCACCAGAUGGUUUUAUGUGCCCAAGUGGAUGGAAGGUUCUUGUCAAGUAUUAUGAAAGCUUGCAAGCAGAAGAGCCAUCACAGCAACCUGUGCUAUCUACUUAACAAGAACUAGAAGUUUUUCAUUAAUUGAUUCCAUAGAAAUAGUGUUGAAAAUACAGUUCUGGGAGUGCCAAUUUUUAUGCAUGGUCUUCCAGCUUCAUGAUCAAGAUUUAAGCAAUGCGUAAGCAUAUUUGAAUUCUUUGUAACAUAUUGAAUUAUCUUGUCUUUUUCUUGUGAAAUUACCAUGACUAAAGAAUUUGUUGUGGUGUGUUAGGCAUAAU